Molecule: messenger RNA, 263 nt
Organism: Halteromyces radiatus
Lineage: Eukaryota; Fungi; Mucoromycota; Mucoromycetes; Mucorales; Cunninghamellaceae
Exons: 1
Coding region: 22-255 (77 amino acids)
Source: RefSeq, a predicted model, not a curated record
AAAAAAAAAAAAAAAAAAAAAAUGAAAAAAAUCUCUUGUCCAAUUUCUCACCCUCUUGUUCAAUUUCUCACUCUUUUUUUUUUUGAAGGAUCAUCUUACGAUGACACUUUUUUUUAUAUAAAUAGUUACCUUUCCUUAACAAUCCUUUUUCUUUUUUUCUCGUCAAUAAGAAUAUUAUUAAAAAUAAAUACUAAAAUCAAUUUGUAUAUAAAUUAUACAAACAUCUGGCCACUCUUUUGGAUAAUCAUCAUCUAAAAGUUUUA